Molecule: messenger RNA, 1644 nt
Organism: Medioppia subpectinata
Lineage: Eukaryota; Metazoa; Arthropoda; Arachnida; Sarcoptiformes; Oppiidae
Source: the annotation of a GenBank genome assembly
GCUUAUGUUACGCUGAGUUUGGCUCACGAGUCCCUCGGGCCGGAAGUGCUUAUAUCUACUCUUACGUAACGGUCGGGGAAUUCAUGGCUUUUGUGAUCGGAUGGAAUCUCAUCCUUGAAUACGUUAUUGGAACGGCAUCCGUAGCUCGCGGUUACUCUGGAUAUAUUGAUUCCCUAUUCGACGGCACGAUAUCAUCACAUUUCAAACAGUGGACACCCAUUCACGUGACAGGUUUGGCCACAUAUCCGGAUCCAAUAGCUCUGGGGCUGACUCUCGCGCUCACUGUCCUGUUGGCCGUCGGAGUGAAGGAAUCGAUUCGUUUCGCAACAGUCAUGACAUGCGUUAAUCUCGUGGUCGUUGUGUUUGUAGUGAUCGCCGGUCUCUUCAAAGUUAAUAUUGACAAUUGGAAACUCAAAGAAUCGGAUAUUCCCGAAGAAUACAAGGAUAAGGCAGGGAAUGACACAAUUGAUGCCGGAAGCGGUGGUUUUCUUCCAUUCGGUUUCUCUGGCAUGAUGUCCGGCGCCGCCACUUGUUUUUACGCUUUCGUUGGUUUUGACGCCAUCGCCACUACAGGUGAAGAGGCAAAGAACCCGAAGAAAGCGAUUCCGCUCUCAAUUAUUAUAUCUCUGUCCCUCAUAUUCAUGGCGUACUUCGGUGUGAGCGCUAUUCAGACUCUUAUGCUUCCGUAUUAUCUGCAAAACGAUGACAUCACAAAAGGAGCGCCUCUGCCCUACAUCUUCGAGCACGUGGGCUGGACGUGGGCUAAAUGGGUGGUCGCCAUCGGCGCCCUCAACGGUCUGUCCACCAGUUUGUUGGGCGCUAUGUUUCCGUUGCCGCGAGUCCUGUACGCUAUGGCCAGCGAUGGCGUCAUCUUUCGAUUCCUGGCCACAAUUCACCCCAGAUUUCAAACUCCUCUCUACUCGACCCUCAUUUCGGGCGCAUUGGCCGCCGCAAUGGCCACUCUCUUUGACAUCACACAACUCGCAGACAUGAUGUCAAUCGGGACACUAUUGGCCUAUACUUUAGUCGCCGAAUCCAUUCUCAUUAUAAGAUAUUCAGAUGACGUGAAAGCUAUAAAUCAAGUGAAAAAUGAAUCGGAAGAAAUGCAAACCAUAAACCAAUAUCCACUGACCCGUCAAAAUAUUUACCGGCAAAUCUUCAGCGGCCGUCGUAUGACACCCUUUCCCAACCAAUUGUCAUCAAUUGUAUCCAAUUAUCUCAUCGGGACUUUAACCCUUCUUCUGGUCAUAUUAGACAUACAAUUAGUCUUUUUAGAGGACUUACUGUUUAAGGCCGAAGUGGGUCCACUCGUUGGCGUUGGAAUCACAACUUUGAUUAUCAUUGCGGCCGCAAUCUGUCUCACAAGACAGCCGACAAUCCCAGAGUCGCUUAUUAACCACAACUCAUUAUCUUGUCUUCAGGUGCCGUGGGUUCCGUUGGUUCCAUUCCUAAGCGUUUGGGUUAACAUCUAUUUAAUGUUUAAGCUGUCGGUCCAGACGUGGAUCCGAUUCGCCGUUUGGAUGAUAAUCGGUCUUAUAAUUUACAUCUUUUACGGCAUUCGCAACAGUAAUGAACGAAAACAAGAUAACAAGCAAUUAUCUCAUGAUUUGACCGAUAAAUAAAACACAUUGGUUUCAAAGGGAG